AUGGCGCUCAGUUCCACAAAGUUGAAAGUAUAUAAUUUAUUUUAUAUAACGGUUGUGUCUAAACCACCUGAAGAUGGCAAGUACACACAAGCCACUUAUUUAAAUAAACAUCCGGCGGUGUAUGCAGAUAUAACUAGAAAACCAGGACAGAGUAUUCGGACACAAACACUUCUGCCCCUUGGCCAAAUGGCAGGGCAGUGGAUGCUGGUGAUUCUAGGAUGCUUGCUUAACUCUGGCCAUGGAGCGAAUCCACCAUGGUUCCAAAACAUCACCACAGAUCUUUUUAAGUCGACUGGAGAUAUUUUACUGGGAGGACUUUUUCCCAUCAACCAGCUGACCAGCAACCUCACAGAGAGAGUGGAACCAGAUGAUAUUCGCUGCUCCAGGAUUGAUCAGUAUGGUCUUGCACUGGCACUGGUGAUGAAGUACACGGUAGAUGAGAUCAAUGCCGAUCCCAGGCUCCUUCCUGGUGUGAAGCUGGGCUUUGAGAACUAUGAUGAUUGUGGACAGUCUGCGAUCAUCAUGAGGCCCACCCUGCGUUUCCUUACCACCGCCACUUCAGAGGAUGUAGAGGUUAUGUGUAACUACACGGAGUACAUGACCCGGGUACAUGCAGUCAUUGGUCCAUAUAGCUCUCAGAUGACUACUGUUAUUGGCAAGCUGCUGAGCUUUUUCUUGAUUCCGCAGGUCAGCUAUAGAGCCACUAGUGAUGAGUUUAGCGACAAACUGACGUACCCUUCAUUCAUGCGAACUGCACCCAGUGACAGCUGGCAGGCAGAAGCCAUGGUGCAGCUGCUGCAGGAGUUUGACUGGAACUGGGUGGCAGUGAUAGGCAGUGAUGAGACCUAUGGCAAACAGGGUCAGCAGCAGGUGUCCCGAAAUGCUGCAGAUGGUGGCAUUUGUGUGGCCUAUGAAGGGCUGAUACCAGUUUACGAUGACCCGGUGCCCAUGAUAAGGGAGAUCCUGGAUCGCAUAGUGGAAGCUAAAGUGGGUGUGGUGGUGGUGUUUGCAUCCUCGUCAGCUACCACCACUUUUUUUAAAGAGGUAAUCAGGAGGAACAUGACAGGAGUCUGGGUUGCCAGCACAGCGUGGGCUGUACACAGCAGCAUCAUCACACUGCCUGGAAUCGAAACUGCAGGCACUGUUCUGGGCUUCACCGACAUGACCCAGCCCGUCAGUCUGCUUACCCCGUACACACAGGAGCUUUUCACCAAGAUAGAAACAGAGAGGCUGCAAAAGCAACCUCCACAACCCAACAUUUCCCCUCUGGAUAAUCCAUGCCCAGGCUGCUGGAAUCUCUCAACGGCUGAUGUGAGCAUAGUGGACACAGAGCUGGUACAGCGCACAGCGUUCAGUGUGUACUCUGCCAUCUACAGUGUAGCCCAGGCCUUACACAACAUGCUCGGCUGCAGUGAUACCAAGUGCUCCCGACACCCCAGGAACACCAAAAUCUAUCCAUGGCAGUUGCUGCCAUGGAUACAAAAUGUUUCUCUGAGCCUAAACGGAUCAAAGAUAACGUUUGAUGAAAAUGGUAAUCCUAACAUAGGCUAUGAUUUGUUGUUCUGGGUUUUUCAGAACAACACUGUAAGUUUUAAAAACGUUGGAACCUACAUGAAGAACAUCACGAUAAAGAAACAGCUUAUAAAAUGGCACACUGUGAAUUCUACGGUCCCUACAUCUAAAUGCUCCUCCGACUGUCUCCCAGGACAAGUGCGCAUAGUUAAAGGAUUUUACUCCUGCUGUUUUGACUGCAGUGACUGCUUAGAGGGAACCUACCAGAACAGGACAGAUGAUAUCCAGUGCACUAAAUGUCCACCACGGCAGUGGUCCACUUUCCGCAGCACUGGCUGUGUCUUCCCUACCUACGAGUACCUUUAUUGGACAUCUUUUGACACAAUAGCCUUGGUGCUUGCUGGGCUCCUCCUUCUGUCCUUCCAGGCAGUGAUGGGAUUCCUGUUGUUUCAAAAUAGAGGGACUCCACUACUCAGAGCUUUAGGAGGCCCUUUGUGUGGUCUGGGCCUGAUGUGUCUAAUGGGAGGUUGUGUCAGUCUGGUCCUGUUCCUGGGCAAGCCAGAUAAUGUCAUCUGUCGUUUUCAACUACCUCUGAAUGUCCUGUUUCCAACUGUGGUUCUGUCCACUAUCCUGGCUAUCUCCAUGCAGAUCGUCUAUGUUAGUGAGUUUCCAGAAAAUGCUCCAGCUAACAUUGCGAACCUGCAAGGACUAGGUAGCUGGACAAUAGUGCUGGCCUGCUGUGGGGUUCAGUCAGGCUUCAUUGGUUGGUUUGUUCGUGAAGGACCCUCACUCAGUCAGUUUGUAGACAAAUUGGAGGUGAAUUUUGUAAAGCGGUUCCUGCCCUGCCCUGUCGAGCCCAUACUGAACUUCAGCCUGAUGCUGGGAUUUAAUGGUUUGCUAGCUCUGGUCUCGUUUAUGUGCACAUUCAUGGCACCAAAGCCAGUCAGGCAGUACAACUUUGCUAGAGAUAUUACCAUUGCUAGCCUUGUCUACUGUGUGAUCUGGGUGAUAUUUAUCCCCAUUUAUGCUGGACUUGAUGAUAAAGAAAAGACUAUAGCUCAAGUCAUAUUCAGCUUGUUUAGUAAUACAGCAUUGACGGUAGCUUAUUAUCUUCCAAAGUGCCAUCUGCUUGUUAAAGAUUCAGACCUCAACAAAGAUGAAUAUUUUCGCUCAAUUCUGGAGGGAACUCCACCGAUACCACCUGAGAACCCUCCAGAAAAUAAGCAGGACAGUAAACAAGAUAAUAAACAGGAGAAUAAGGAGGGGAAUAAGGAUGAGAAUAAGGAUGAGAAUAAAGAGGAAAAUAAGGAGGAAAAUAAGGAGGAGAACAAGUAG
Trichomycterus rosablanca is the source of this 2847-nucleotide messenger RNA. Its product is annotated as taste receptor type 1 member 3. The transcript has 10 exons. Gene Ontology annotation, cellular component: plasma membrane. Gene Ontology annotation, biological process: sensory perception of sweet taste; sensory perception of umami taste; G protein-coupled receptor signaling pathway. NCBI's taxonomy places the organism in Eukaryota, Metazoa, Chordata, Actinopteri, Siluriformes, Trichomycteridae. Gene Ontology annotation, molecular function: G protein-coupled receptor activity. Bases 1 to 2847 code for a protein of 948 amino acids. The record is from RefSeq and is a predicted model, not a curated record.